Acanthochromis polyacanthus (spiny chromis) is the source of this 2993-nucleotide messenger RNA. RefSeq lists its product as uncharacterized. Bases 1686 to 2993 code for a protein of 435 amino acids. The record is from RefSeq and is a predicted model, not a curated record. Lineage: Eukaryota; Metazoa; Chordata; Actinopteri; Pomacentridae. The transcript is spliced from 3 exons.
AAAGCCACAAGCAGCAUCAAAAGGACCUCGCUGGCCACCGACCUGAUCCGCCCCCUUUUUUUCUGGCGAGCGUACAUCAAAAUUUCAUCAAAAUAUUUACAAAUGUGCAAACAGCAGCAAACAGGAGCCAUGCUCUUUCAUUGCUGCAUUAUGACAAUAUGUGACAUGUUGGCCAUCGCCACAGCAACACCGUCCAAAAUACUGCAUGGAUACAUUGAUGUUUUUGACCUGCAUGUGUCAGAAUUUAUGUGUCAAAUAUGGAACGUUUCCAUGGUAACAGGUAAAUUAAAUAUAAUGGAAGAUUAUUCACUUGGGCCCAUUAGAAUAACAUGGGGAACUUCAGCCAUCGCCACGGCAACACCGUUAAAAUUACAACAUGGUUACCAUUUGCUUUUUUGAUCGGGACCACAUGAAGGAAUAAUCACCCAAAUUUCAUUAAUUUCUGACAAACUAAUAAUUUUACUCCCCAUAUAGAUUUUAUUUUGAUUCUGUAGGGGGCGUUGUAAUGCCGAUUGUCAAAAUUUCACUGUCAAUCUGUACAGGUAGGAAGGGUCAAUAAGUAUUUAAAAUUUGGUUCGGAUUGGAGUCGCUAUGUACGAAUGGCAGCCAUUUAUCACGCACAAAAAAUGGCAAAAUUGGACAUCAACUUUGCGGUGUUGCCAUGUGGAAACCAUGAAAUGAAAUUUUAUGAUUUGGAUAACUUUUGUCUACUUGUGUAGAUGGUGUCCACCAAAUUUCAGCUCAUUUGGAGAAGCGCGCCAUCAAAACGAACAUUUUGUACGACGUCCUGGAAAACUAUGACGAUGGGAGAUUUUUCACUUGGACCCAUUAGACUAACAUGGGGAACUUCAGCUAUUGCCAUGGCAACACCGUUAAAAUUACGACAUGGUUACCAUUUGCUUUUUUGAUUAAGACCACAUGAGGGAAUAGUCACCCAAAUUUCAUUCAUUUCUGACAAACUAAUAAUUUUACUCCCCAUACAGAUUUUAUUUUGAUUCUGUAGGGGGCGCUGUAACGCUGAUUGUGAAAAUUUCAUUGUCAAUGUGUCCAGGUAGGAAGGGUCAAUAAGGAACUGAAUUUUGUGCAAAAUGUAGUGAGUUUUUGAGCAUGUUUAGGGGGUCGAGUUGUUUAGGGGGCUUGAUAUGUGGGAGCUCUCAGCGGAGCUACACUCUGACAUAUAACUUGGUCCUUCGAGCCGGAUCCGAGGAUUCCUUCCCGACAUCGAGGAGAGCCGACACCGAAGUCUGUCGACAGCGAUCGUCUCCAAGCAGCGAGAUCUGAAAAUCCUGGGACGUGAAUUCGUGGCCAGGUCGGUGAAAGGAAAAGCGGUCCCUCGGCGCUGGGUGUGAAUCCAAGGAUCCGAUCCAGGAAGUGACACCGAUCAGAACCACGGAAGCUCCAGCCUGGAGACUGGGUCCUGAUCAGAGUCCUGAGGAGAAAGAAUUGGAAGUCGCCUCGGUGGGAAGGGCCGUAUCAAAUACUGCUGACGACACCCACGGCAAUAAAAAUUGCUGAACGGCCUUCGUGGAUCCACCAAUCGCACUGUAAGCUGAUACAACUGGAAGCCGAGCCAGAUCAACCGACGGGGUAGUGGUGGAAGUCCGAUACAAAGGGGUCAGUAGCACAAUAGGGUGCUGACGUCUCAAUCCGGUGAAGAACCCAACUAAUCCGCGCCCAACUUUAGAAUGGCUCUCUGGCGACUUCUGCUAGUCGCAGGGGUGACUUUGUCACUCCUGUGGUUCCUCUUCCUCUCUCUCUCCUCUACAGGAACUCACAGGACUAAAAGGACCCAUGAACACUCCAUGGCAGCGACUUGGGAACAGAACUUCUGGUAUAAAGCUAUGAAUUUUACAGCACAACAGAAUAAUGUCACCAAUUGCUACGUGUGCUCACAAUUACCUCAUCAUGCUACACAUCAGACCAUUUUCACUCCUGUAGGACUUAAUAAAUCAGAAACAUUGUGUAUGUUUGGUGAAAGCACACUCAGAAUGCUAAAAAAUUUCACUGGUAACAUGUCAUACUGGUUUCCAAAUUGUACUAUUCGUGAGGAAAAAUGGCUGGAUCCCACUAAUUUUUCACAGGCUACGAACACCACAUUAGGAGUGGGAAUUGCACCAUUACGAACUAACAUUCCUUUCCCAUUGUGUCUCCAACGCACCUGUGGCAAUAUGUACAGGCAUCACUUACCAGGAACACCUAAUUGCAUCCAUAUAAUAUCACUUUCCAGUAACUCGUCUGCUAUCUUAUCAUCAGUUCCCUUUAUUGGAGGAUUUAACACAUCUUGGUGGUUUUCUGAAGAUAAAUAUAGGACUGGAAGAAACAUAACAACCUUUAAUCUCGGACCAAAAAUCUCCACUCCACCCAAAAUGAUGUGGCAAUGUGGAGGACUUCUUUAUUGGUAUUUGCCAUUUGAUUGGUGCGGUACUUGUACCUUAGUUCAUUUGCAACCUGCUGUAAUUGUCAUUACUGACCAACAAUUAGAGAACAGGACAUAUAUACACACACACCGAAUCCAAAGCCAUGAAACUAAAGAAGAACAACAACCUGCUUUCAGUAAACCAAAACGUUUUCUUAUGUCUUUAGUUCCUUCAUAUGGUACAUCAAGAUUAUCCGCAAGUGUAAAUAAACUUUGGUUUUCUCUCAAUAAUCUCACUAACGCACUAAUCGACAUAACUGAUCAGCUAGAAAACGAUCCUGAACUUAAGGCUAUCAAGCAAAUGACACUCCAAAUCAGAAUAGCUUUAGACCUUCUUUUAGCAGCACAAGGAGGAGUUUGUGAAGUUGUUAAUGACCAUUGUUGUACAUACAUCCCUGAUCACAAAGGCAAUUACACUUUAAUCAGACAGAAAUUGGAUGAGAUUAAAAUAGACAUUUUAAGAAACCAAGACAAAGGUAUUUUUCCAGGCUGGGAUUUUACCUCUUGGUUUACAUCUGGUGAGGGUUUUUCUCUGCAGUUUCUAGUUCGGAGUGGAGGAGGCGACCCCCGACCCUGA